CUGUAAACGGCAGGGUGGUACCAGCCAAAGGUCCUCUUCUACCUAUAGUCUCUCCUUAUUCACCAGAAGGCAUCUGUCCCGAAUGUUAUAGAGUGCACUGUCAGAGUGCUACACACGGAAAUGGGGCGGGUGACGAUCAUUUCCUUUCUUGUCCUAGUGACUUUAACUGCCAAAGCCCACAGUAAUUCGCCCCCAGAAAUCACGACAGAUGUUACCAUUGAUGUUCGUGAGGACACCCCUGUAGGUCAUCGUGCAUUUAUGAUUACUGCAACGGAUCCUGAAGGGGAACCACUGACAUACAGUUUUAAAUCUGUGUCAGCCUUUUUCCAGCCUAACCCGACGACAGGAGAGGUAACAGUCAGGUCUCCACUGGACAGAGAGGGGCAGGAAGUACACACGUUAAUGCUAGUAGUCAGUGAUGGUUAUUUCACAGAUGUGCAAAAACCAGUUACUGUAAUAUUAAAAGAUGCUAAUGACAACCAGCCUGUAUUCCAAGGGACACCAUAUAAUGCCAAAAUUCCAGAGAAUGCAGCCCUAGGGACCACUGUUUUAAGAGUGUCCGCAAAAGAUGCUGAUGAUGGAACUUCUGGAUAUGUGGGCUAUUAUAUGUCUGGGGUCACACCAAGUGAUGGAGCAGGUCUCUUUGAAAUCGAGGAAAGAACUGGGGCUAUCACACUGAUGGGAGGACUGAGCUUCACAGAGAAAAGCACUUUCUAUCAGUUAAAUGUCACUGCAAUGGAUGGUGGUGGGAUACUUGAAGGACAGCAUGUUAUUCAGUCAAGCUCAGUCUUCAUCUUUGUUAAUGUGGAGGAUGUCCCAGAUAUAGACCCUCUGUUCGUGAAUCUCCCCAGCACUGCCACUGUGGAGGAAAGAACUCCUGCGGGUAUAUCGGUCUUUAAAGUGCAAGCCAGAGACCCUGACACAGGCAUCAGCUCACCGAUAAAGUACAGCAUUACAAGUGAGAGAAUUAUCACUCAAUCAUUGCAUUGUCAUGAAUGACCUGUAAAAUGUUGUAUUGUUAAAGGAAGAGCUGUUGUAUUGCUGCAUAGCUGGGCUGGGCAAAAUGACCUAAAAUACAUUUUAUGAUUUACUUUAAUUUAAUUUAAUUUACAGAUUUACCUUGGUGAGAAUAAAUCCAAUAGAAGUUUUCUUGUAUUGGCAAGUUUCAAAAUACCACUUUGAUAUAUUUGGGAACAUAAGUGCCAGGCAAAUAUCCUAAUCUGUUUAAAGGACAUCAAUACUUAAAAUCAUUAUGCAUUUUUGUAAUGUAAUCACAACCUGACAUGCAUAAUUUGUCAUGAUAAAUUCAUUUAGGACAGUAUUUGAUCAGAAAUUACGGUAUCUGUUCAUUUUCGAAUAACUGCCCAGCCCUAGUAAGUGGGUGCCCACUACAGUAGGAUGCUCCCCUACGUUUUCCUCAGUCAUUCCCUCCUCUCUCAGGCGACUCUGCAACUGGCCUGUUCCAAAUCGAUAUGGAUAGUGGCGUCAUAUCUGUCCAAGCACCAUUUGAUCGGGAGCAGUAUUUGGAAUCAGAUGGAGUCAUCACUCUAGAAAUAAAGGCAGAGGAGUCCAUACUGAAUGUGCUUGGUGUCAAUGCAUUUGCAACCAGUGAAAUUCAGAUCACCAUCGGGGACGUAAACGACAAUAAACCAGAUUUUUACGAUUGCACUGAGGCCUGUGUUAUUCAGAACACGUUCAGUGGGAAUAUAGAUGAGCAUUCAGCUGUUGGACUCUCUGUGUUGGGCCUGAGCAUGGAGGUGAUGGAU
Messenger RNA from Clupea harengus (Atlantic herring), 1766 nucleotides. Its product is annotated as cadherin-related family member 2-like. Gene Ontology annotation, molecular function: calcium ion binding. The record is from RefSeq and is a predicted model, not a curated record. Lineage: Eukaryota; Metazoa; Chordata; Actinopteri; Clupeiformes; Clupeidae. The coding region runs from base 121 to 999 and encodes 292 amino acids. Gene Ontology annotation, cellular component: plasma membrane; cell-cell junction. Gene Ontology annotation, biological process: homophilic cell-cell adhesion. The transcript is spliced from 11 exons.